GAUGGGAUACUGGAGGACCGUCGCCCCGUUGUUCCUCCAUUACCUCAGGCGGCGGCUGAGGGGAGGGAGCGGCGGGGCCGGGGGUUCCCGGGGCUUCCCGGGGGUUUUGUUCCCGUCAGGAUGAAGCUGACCACUCAAGCUUAUUGCAAGAUGGUGCUGCACGGUGCAAAGUACCCGCACUGCGCUGUGAAUGGGCUGCUGGUGGCCGAGAGGCCUGCGGGACCCCCCAGGAGGGAGCAGCCCGGGCCCUCCGCGCUCUUCGUGGAUUGCAUCCCCCUCUUCCACGGCACCCUGGCCCUGGCACCCAUGCUGGAGGUGGCUCUGACACUGAUUGAUUCCUGGUGCAAGGAGAACAGCUACGUGAUUGCUGGGUAUUACCAAGCCAACGAACGCCUCAAGGAUGCCAGCCCCAACCAAGUGGCAGAGAAAGUGGCUUCCAGGAUUGCAGAGGGCUUCAACGACACAGCCCUCAUCAUGGUUGACAACACCAGGUUCACCAUGGAGUGCACUGAGCCAGCCAUUCACGUCUAUGAGCUCCAGGAGAACAAGUGGAGGUGCAAGGACCCUCACGUUGAUUUCUGUGAGGAUUGGACUGAAGCCCAGAGGAUUGCUGCAUCUCUCUUGGACAGCAAGUCCUACGAGACACUGGUGGAUUUUGAUAAUCACCUGGAUGACAUCAGGAAUGACUGGACCAACCCAGAGAUCAACAAAGCUGUUCUCCACCUCUGUUAGAGGAGCUGCUCCUGACUUAACUUGUACAGGCAUUCCCACUCUACUGAAGAGAGAAAAAAAAAAAAAAGGCUAUUUUUGAAUGUAAAUAGAAUAAUAUUCAGUACCUUUUGUGGAAACCUGACUGAUUAAACAAGGAGUGGCAUGUCCCAGA
Molecule: messenger RNA, 883 nt
Organism: Calypte anna (Anna's hummingbird)
Lineage: Eukaryota; Metazoa; Chordata; Aves; Apodiformes; Trochilidae
Gene: EMC8
Product: ER membrane protein complex subunit 8
Exons: 5
Coding region: 121-732 (203 amino acids)
Cellular component (GO): EMC complex
Source: RefSeq, a predicted model, not a curated record